This is a messenger RNA of Sus scrofa (pig), 969 nucleotides long. RefSeq names its product tubulin folding cofactor B (gene TBCB). The record is from RefSeq and is marked validated. Gene Ontology annotation, molecular function: microtubule plus-end binding; alpha-tubulin binding. Lineage: Eukaryota; Metazoa; Chordata; Mammalia; Artiodactyla; Suidae. Gene Ontology annotation, cellular component: cell cortex; nucleus; microtubule plus-end. Gene Ontology annotation, biological process: cytoplasmic microtubule organization; tubulin complex assembly; post-chaperonin tubulin folding pathway.
AUAUCCCAGAAGCGGCGGCGACUGCGGAGCGUGUGUUAGGCGGCUGAACGGGCUGCGGGCCCCCUCAGGGCGCGGCGAGAUGGAGGUGACGGGGUUGUCGGCGCCCACGGUGACCGUUUUCAUCAGCAGCUCUCUCAACAGCUUCCGCUCCCAGAAGCGGUAUAGUCGCAGCCUCACCGUAGCAGAGUUCAAGGAUAAACUACAGCUGGUUGUGGGCAGCCCUGCUUCCUGCAUGGAAUUGGAACUGUAUGGACCUGACGACAAGUUCUAUGUCAAGCUGGAUCAGGAGGAUGCCCUGCUGGGCUCAUACCCUGUAGAUGACGGCUGUCGCAUCCAUGUCAUUGACCACAGCGGUGCCCGCCUUGGGGAGUACGAGGACAUGUCCAAGGUGGAGAAGUACAAGAUCUCACAAGAAGCCUACGACCAGAGGCAAAACUCAGUCCGCUCCUUCCUGAAGCGCAACAAGCUCGGCCGAUACAAUGAAGAGGAGCGGGCGCAGCGAGAGGCUGAGAGCUCCCAGCGCCUCAUCGAGGAGGAGGCCCAGGCCAGUGCCAUCCCCGUGGGCAGCCGCUGUGAGGUGCGGGCGCCUGGGCAGCCCCCUCGCCGGGGCACCGUCAUGUAUGUAGGACUCACAGAUUUCAAGCCUGGCUACUGGAUCGGCGUCCGCUAUGAUGAGCCGCUAGGGAAGAACGAUGGCAGUGUGAAUGGGAAGCGCUACUUUGAAUGCCAGGCCAAGUACGGCGCCUUCGUCAAACCAUCGGUUGUGACAGUGGGGGACUUUCCCGAGGAGGACUACGGUUUGGAUGAGAUGUGACACCCAAGGAAGGGCAUCCCCCUGCUCCAACUAACUCGCCUCGCUAUUCCCUGUGUGUGCCCACAGCCCCCUCUUCUGACCCUGUUUUUAUGUUAUUCGCUUUACCCUUGCCAUUGACUUUUGAGACCCGUGUAUUAAAUUUGCUGAAAACCUAG